This is a messenger RNA of Benincasa hispida (wax gourd), 743 nucleotides long. Its product is annotated as histone H2AX-like. Lineage: Eukaryota; Viridiplantae; Streptophyta; Magnoliopsida; Cucurbitales; Cucurbitaceae. The record is from RefSeq and is a predicted model, not a curated record. Gene Ontology annotation, cellular component: nucleosome. Gene Ontology annotation, molecular function: structural constituent of chromatin; DNA binding; protein heterodimerization activity.
UCGUUUGUUUUCGUUUCUCUCCCUGUAUAUAUUAUUGGAAUUCUUCGACCUUAAGCCCUCCAUAUUUAUUUUUUCUGUCAAGUUUUACAUUCUCUAGGGUUUCGAUCAUCCGCCGGAAAAUACCGUACAAUGAGCUCAUCGGCUUCGUCCAAGGGCGGCAGAGGGAAACCGAAAGCUACAAAGUCUGUGUCGCGGUCUCAAAAGGCUGGUCUUCAGUUCCCCGUCGGCCGUAUUGCGCGGUUUCUUAAGGCCGGUAAGUAUGCGGAGCGUGUCGGUGCUGGUGCUCCCGUCUACCUCUCGGCCGUCCUCGAAUAUCUCGCCGCCGAGGUGCUUGAGCUUGCAGGCAAUGCAGCCAGAGACAACAAGAAGAAUCGCAUUGUUCCAAGACACAUACAGCUUGCGGUCCGUAACGAUGAAGAGCUGAGCAAGCUUUUAGGUGAUGUGACCAUUGCAAAUGGUGGAGUGUUGCCGAAUAUCCAUCAAAAUCUCUUGCCUAAGAAGGCUGGAUCAAGCAAAGGCGACAUUGGAUCUGCAUCACAAGAGUUCUAAAAGUGUUUGAUCAUCUCCAAAUUUUGAUACGCGAGGUAUUCAAGAGUGCAAAAUGGUUGUGGUUUCUUUGCCUUGUUUUGGAAUCUAUUUCAUUAUUGUGAAUCACAAAAUAUUGAAUCUCUUUUAUUGGACGUAUAACUGAAACCAUAUUGUGUUUUAUCCUUGUAGUUUUGCUUGUUUGUUACUUCGAUUUU